Castor canadensis (American beaver) is the source of this 2475-nucleotide messenger RNA. NCBI's taxonomy places the organism in Eukaryota, Metazoa, Chordata, Mammalia, Rodentia, Castoridae. The record is from RefSeq and is a predicted model, not a curated record.
GCAGCGGCGAGAGGGGAGGCAGCGGCCGAUAAAUGCUAUUAGAGCAGCCGCCGAGGAGUCGUCCCCGACGCCACCUCCUUCUCUUCAGCUGCCGCCGCCGCAGUUUCCUCCGCUGCUGUCGGGGGUGCGGAACUGAGGGACCCGGGCGAGCGCGCCGCGCACCUCCCCGCCGGCUUUGCCUCACUGGCAGUGUUCCGCCCUGAGGGGUCGGCCGGACGCCCCCUCCUCCAGCUCGGGCGGGGCCGCGGAUCAUCUCAGAGGAGCGGGGAGGGGGCUCGGGGACCGCGGCCUGCGCUCCCCGCGGGCGGUUGAAAGCGAAGGAGACCCUCUUUUUUGACGAGGGUCGGAGCCCCCCCUCCCCCACUUGCCCAGCGGAGCCGGAGCGGGCUCCGGCCAGGCCGGGGCGUGCGAGGGGCGGUUGUCUGGGGGAGGGGGCGCGGGUGAUUCAGCGCCCGAUCGGCCAGGCGGAAGCGGCCGAGGAGGAGGGCGGGGGAGACAGCGGUCCGCGCCUGGGCGCUCGGGGUGGCACGAGCCCGCGGCCCGAGUGCAAGGCGGAGGCGAGGAGGCCGCGGGGACGCGAGGCGAGAGCGGCCGGGCCCCUGCAGUCAUGGAGAACGCACACACAAAGACGGUGGAGGAGGUGCUGGGCCACUUCGGUGUCAACGAGAGCACAGGGCUGAGCCUGGAGCAGGUCAAGAAGCUCAAGGAGAGAUGGGGCUCCAACGAGUUACCAGCAGAAGAAGGAAAAACCUUGCUGGAACUUGUGAUUGAGCAGUUUGAAGACCUACUAGUUAGAAUUUUAUUGCUGGCAGCAUGUAUAUCUUUUGUUUUAGCUUGGUUUGAAGAAGGUGAAGAAACUAUUACAGCCUUUGUAGAACCUUUUGUAAUUCUGUUGAUAUUAGUAGCCAACGCAAUUGUGGGUGUAUGGCAGGAAAGAAAUGCUGAAAAUGCAAUAGAAGCCCUUAAGGAGUAUGAACCUGAAAUGGGCAAAGUGUACCGACAGGACAGAAAGAGUGUACAGCGGAUUAAAGCUAAAGACAUAGUUCCCGGUGACAUUGUAGAAAUUGCUGGUGAGUUGAGUUUAUCAUUUUUCUUUUUCAUAUGUUAUAUUACUGAAUGUAGUCAUUUUCAAAAGGCUGAGAAUUAUAUUGAAAAUAUUUCAGUAUACCAAUUUUAGUGCCAUCCAUACAUUCUGUUUUCUAAAAGAUUAUUUUGAAAUGUUUUGUAACCUCCUUUCAUAAUGUUAAUUAGGUGUUUUGUUUGACUUUGGUGGUACUGGAGUUUGAACCCAGAGCUUUGCAGUUAGUAGACAGGCACUCACCUCCAGCCCUCAUGCUUUGUUUUGGAGGUAGGUUCUUGCUUUUUGUCUAAACUAACCUGGACUUCCAUCAGUCUUCUUAAGCUUCCCACCAUCGCCAGGAUGACAAGUGUGCUUUCCUCCAUUGAGAUGGAGUCUUGCAUGCUUGCAUGCUUUGUCCUCCCAAUCUCAGUCUCCCACAUAGCUUGGGAUGGUAAGCACACAUCACUGCACUCAGCUAUUGCUCGGGCUGGCUUGGAACUGCAGUUCAACAUCCCAAGUAUUAGGAUCAUAGGCAUGAGCUGCCAGCACCCAGCUUAUUGUUUGUUUGUUCAGUUACAGUCAGCUGUGUUGCCUAGGCUAGUCUCUAAACUCUUGUGUUGACGUUACCUUCCUGCGUCAAGCUUGCAAGUGUUUGUGACUAUGGAUUCAUGGCACUGUGCCUGGCAAAGGUGUUUUGUUUUUGUGGUUUAAAUGGUGUUUUGAGUUAAUUAUAGUUACUAGUUUAGAUAUAUUGUGGAAUACUAGUGCUAGAAAGUUGAUAAUUAGUUGUAGUAAACAAUUUAUUAGAAUGCUGCUUUAGUAUCUACGUGGUUUUUUGUUUUUGUUUUUGGCACAAAUGUUAAGUCAUACUUAUAACUGUCAAUUUGGGUUGAUGUUUAAGGGUAGUUCUGUAACUCUAAAGCCAUGCUUAAAAUGCUUUAAAAAAAUCUCUGGGCUGGAGGUAUGUCUCACCUGAAAAAUGCCUAUUUAGCAAGCAUGAUGCUCUUGAGUUCAAACCCCAUCCCCCAAAAAUAAUUUUCAUCACACUGAGCUAGGAGUCUCAGCCUAGAUUCUAGAGAAUGACUUUUUCAAAGAGUCUGUAAAACUACCACCAGCUUAGAGGGUCCAGUUCUCACUCCUUUAGAUCAGUGCUGCAUUUUCAGACUGCCCAGAAUGUGGAUGGCCGUUUCAUCUAUGAAGAGUUAUUAUACAGUAUUUUUCAGAUUAUUCUGACUUUUCACACCCUUCUGAGCUCAGAAUACUUCUUUCUUUGUGAGUUGUCUCACUCAUUCUUUUAUAUUGACUUAGAGAGUGUAUGUUUUGUCUUUAUUACUCUUUAAAUGAAAAGAAUUCAAAUAAUUGUCUUGUAGUUCAAAGAGUACUUUGCUGUCUGUGCUGUAUAGCUGUGUGUCUCU